AUGUUGUCAGGAACUGGAUGUGCGCAAUGUCGCUUACGCGAUCAGCACGACACUAAGUUGAGUAUGAACGAGCCGCGUUCGGUGAAUCGAGUGGUGGCGUCGCUGAUCAGAAGCAUUGAAGACAGUCGAUAUUCGGCUCCUGACAGGCCAGCACAUCUAUGCGUCGAAAAUGUAGGACAGGACGCUGCCACACAGACAUCGCCAUCCUCUAUCUCUCGUUCUUCGUCUUUUGAUUGGAUUAACGAGCCCUCCGAAGUUGGAUUACGUGAUCUGACGACGCCAAUCGGCACACCUCGGUAA
Ostertagia ostertagi is the source of this 300-nucleotide messenger RNA. The record is from the annotation of a GenBank genome assembly. Lineage: Eukaryota; Metazoa; Nematoda; Chromadorea; Rhabditida; Trichostrongylidae.